AUGAAAGAGGGAAGAUGUCCAUUUGAUUAUGUGAUACAAAACCGAAAUCUUUUUGUGGCACAAAUGGUGCCAUUUCUAGCUGGACCAUCAGCCCAACUUCGAUUAUGGCCUUUUCACCCCAAGCUAUCUUUUACUAGAUGUCCACUUCGAAAAAUCUCCCCAGAACUCUCAUUCCAAAAUUUGCUCCUCAAAUUCUCUCAUUUCAACCUACAGAGCCACCAUAUUCGCCAUUAUCCACUGCUAAAACAACAACGCUCACGGCUAGGCAGACUUCCUUCCCGUAAUCACCACCAAUUUGCCAUUCCCAUAAAGAAGCAAAACGCGAAGAACGAAACAUUUCAGCAAUCAUGCCGAGGCAAGGCUACAGAGCAGAUGAUUGCUGAGAUGCAAAGAAAAUACCACCCAGUCAUGUCGAUAGUAUCCAAUGCUCAUGAUUCAUACACAAGAAUAAAGAGAGUCGUCGUUGUCGUGAGAACCGUUGGCUAUGUAGUGAAAAUUAUGUAG
This is a messenger RNA of Lindgomyces ingoldianus, 504 nucleotides long. RefSeq lists its product as uncharacterized. The coding region runs from base 1 to 504 and encodes 167 amino acids. NCBI's taxonomy places the organism in Eukaryota, Fungi, Ascomycota, Dothideomycetes, Pleosporales, Lindgomycetaceae. The record is from RefSeq and is a predicted model, not a curated record. The transcript is spliced from 5 exons.